Molecule: messenger RNA, 732 nt
Organism: Naegleria lovaniensis
Lineage: Eukaryota; Heterolobosea; Eutetramitea; Acrasida; Naegleriidae
Exons: 1
Coding region: 1-732 (243 amino acids)
Source: RefSeq, a predicted model, not a curated record
AUGUAUCACAUCUCCACAACCUCUAACAACAACAACCACUCCAAUGAGUCUACAACAUGUCUUGAUAUUCAUAGUCAUGUAUAUAAAUACUAUGAUGAUGGAUUAUAUGAAGAAGAACAACCAUGUGUCAUUCCGAAUUGUAAUGGAAUUCAUCCAAAUAUUAAAAUAGAUAUUUCUCAAUCCAUGAUCAUUCAUUCACUUCAAAAUAUUAAAUUGAGUGAUCCAUCAUCAUCAUCAUCAUCAACAUUAUCGACUAGUAUUUCUUCUUCUCCUACGCCAAAUUCCGAUAGCAAGAUGGUCCAUAACUUUCUCGAGAAACGGAAGGAUCAUUCAAUGACGAGUAAUAAUGGUUGUAAUAAUGGUUGUAAUAAUGGUUGUAAUAGUAGUAAUAGUUGUAAUACUUGUACCAUUCCUCAUCAAAUGCCAAUUUGUCUUGCUUCUGAUGUUAACAUUGUUAGUCCAACUUUGAACACUCCACACGCAUCAACACCAUUCAUUUGCUCCAAACCAUCAUUCAAUUCUUCAACAACGGCAAUAACAACAAACACCACAUCUCAACCACCAGCCAACCCUUCUAUUACUGUAACAACACCACAAUUCGAUCAUAACAGUAUGGAUGACAUGUGUGAAGAUGAUGAAAAUUUUGAAUAUAACGAUGAGUUGAAUUUUCUAAUAUCUAAUUUUGAUUUAUCAGAAGAAGAAAAGAAUAAAUUCAUGCCCUAUAUUUACUGA